ACCUACAUAUUCCAAGUAAGAUCAUGUGACUACAAUAUACAAAAUGGUAGCCACCACAACAAUGGAGUUUUUUCUUUCACUAGUAGGGAUUCUUGUCUCUUUUUCACCUAAAUCUACUUAUGCUGAUCCAUUUCCCGUAGUUCUUUGGCAUGGCAUGGGUGACAGUUGCUGUAAUCCCUUAAGCAUGGGCUCUAUCAAGAAACUCAUUGAAAACCAAGUGGGGGGUGGUGUGUAUGUGAAGUCACUGGAAAUAGGAAAUAAUAUUGUGGAGGACACAGAGAAUGGGUUCUUAAUGAAUGUCAAUAGGCAGAUAGAAAUUGUUUGUGACCAACUACAAAAAGAUCCCAAGCUACAGCAAGGAUACAAUGCUCUUGGCUUUUCCCAGGGAGGACAGUUUUUACGUGCUAUUGCUCAAAGAUGUCCCUUGCCACCAAUGCUCAAUUUAGUUUCUUUUGGUGGGCAACAUCAAGGUGUCUAUGGUUUCCCGAGGUGUCCAGGAGAAAACCAGACUAUUUGUGACUAUGUUCGCAAACUUCUCAAUGUUGGUGCUUAUGUUUCAUGGAUACAGAAUUUCCUUGUCCAAGCAGAAUAUUGGCAUGAUCCAUUGAAUGAAGAAGAAUACAAAAAUAAAAGUGUGUUUCUUGCCGACAUCAACCAGGAGAGGAAAUUUAAUUCUACAUACAAAGAUAAUCUUUUAAAACUGAAGAAUUUGGUUUUAGUGAUGUUCAGUGAAGACACAAUGGUUGAUCCUAAAGAAAGUGAGUGGUUUGGUUUUUAUAUUGAGGGUCAGAGCAAAGCAGUUUACAAUAUGACACAAAGUAAACUUUAUCAGCAAGAUUUACUAGGUCUUAAGGAACUGAAUGAAAGUGGCCGUCUAACUUUAUUGUCAAGUCCAACUGAUCAUCUUCAAUUCACUGAUGCUUGGUUUGAGCAAAAUAUUUUAAGAUUUUUGAAGUAGAGCAUCAUUCCAUGCUUCAAAGUUUUACAUUUUAAGUUUCUUCAUAAAAAAGUUUAUACAAAGUUUAUAAAGCCUUUAAUUUCUUUUUAAUGUAAAUUUUUUUGUAUCACAACCUUGUCCUUCUGGAUUUUUGUACUAAUCUUCAUACAUAUUCUGAAAGUUAAUUGAUUCAGCCAUAGAAAUGAAAAGACAGCAGCAAAAAAAAAAAAUUUAUAUUUCGAAUGUGAACUGAAACUAUAUCAGUUCAUGGAAUGUUAAAUACGUGCAAAUUUAUGUCGUAGAAAAAGAAAGCUAAGUGAUAGCGGAUAUUAUCAACUGCAUAUUAAUUAUACUGUGUAGUUUUUAUGACAUGAAAAAUUGAUGAGUAUUAUUUCUUUAUUUUUACUUUCAAUGGAAACUUUCUAUAUAUUUUUAUAGAAUUUGUGCAUUAUCACUGCCUGGUAUGGCAAUCUGAGCAUUAAAAAUAAAAUAAAACUUCAUAGAAUCCUAAAUGCUGCUGGUAAAGUCAUUGGCAAAAAACAAACCCCAUUUGGGCAUCUGUUUGAGACAAAGAUUCAUAAAAGAGCUAAAAAGAUUCUAGUAAUAAUAAUCACCCUUUGGGUCAGUAUUUUUUUAUUUUACCGUCACAAAAGAGAUACAAGAAACCGAUAUCACAAAGACAAACAGACACACUCUUUUGUUCCCCUGGCAAUCAAAGUAUUAAAUAAAAACAAUCUGAUAUAAAUUUUUCACAUGUAAAUUAUGAGUGAGUCUGGUGUGAAUGUACAUUUUGUUUUUUUAUAGUUAUAAUGUUUUGUCUGGUGUAAUGCACAAAUUGUAAGACAAAUUUACUUACAGACAAUAAAGAUUAUUAUUAUUGUGAAAAUUUUUUUUUUUUUUUCUAAUUUAAAAGGAUUUUAUUAUUUAUAAUCUCUUGUAUAUUUUCCUGUGCAUCAAAAAGGGUACAGUUUUGUAAACUAUUGGCUACAUCUGUUACUAGUACCUCUACUAUUGCUACUAGUUUCAACUAUGUCCCAAGAAACUCACAAAGUAUUCUCAUUCAUUGUCAUCUGGAUAGUAUUUGUUAGCCAAAGAUUUAUAGUUGCUGGCAGCAAUCAUUUUAAAAACAUUUUUGACAAAGGUAAAGUAUCAACAAACUUGUGUAAUUAACUAAACCUACUUGUUAAAUAUAAGUAGUUGUUUUUUUUAUGUAAUAUUAGUUUUGUUUAAAUGAAAAUAGAUAAUUUUUAGCUAUCAAAUUUUAUAUUUCAUAAAAGAUGUUUUCCCUUUAAUUUGUUUGUCUCUCACAGAUGUUAUAUUGCCUCUCAGCUGUUAAACAUUUGCUUUAGCUGUCUGUCCUUCUGUCACAUUCAGAAUUCAAAAAUGAAAAGCAUUAUUCCAAUUUAAUUUUACAAUUGACUUAAAACGACUUGAAAUGUAUGCAAUAGCUUCUUAAGUUCUUUCAAAAACAUCCCCUUGAAGUCUGUUUGUGAUACAAUGGUCUUCUGUGUUGGUUACUUUAUAGCCACUGUUGUGAAUGCAAUGUAGGGUGAGUUUGUGACUUAUUUGUAAGCACUCUUUGUGCUAGCUGGCUGUGUGAAACAUAACUCUUCAUCAAUUUUGUAUUCUUUGCUUUAUGUUUUCACUUUUAAAAUGUUUCUAUAAUGUUGACUUUAAAUUAAAUGUGAUAUCUUUUAUUAGA
This is a messenger RNA of Biomphalaria glabrata, 2639 nucleotides long. RefSeq names its product palmitoyl-protein thioesterase 1-like. The transcript is spliced from 10 exons. Gene Ontology annotation, cellular component: lysosome. The coding region runs from base 44 to 958 and encodes 304 amino acids. The record is from RefSeq and is a predicted model, not a curated record. Gene Ontology annotation, molecular function: palmitoyl-(protein) hydrolase activity. Gene Ontology annotation, biological process: receptor-mediated endocytosis; protein depalmitoylation. NCBI's taxonomy places the organism in Eukaryota, Metazoa, Mollusca, Gastropoda, Planorbidae.